Molecule: messenger RNA, 4438 nt
Organism: Larimichthys crocea (large yellow croaker)
Lineage: Eukaryota; Metazoa; Chordata; Actinopteri; Sciaenidae
Gene: mapk4
Product: mitogen-activated protein kinase 4
Exons: 10
Coding region: 1175-3349 (724 amino acids)
Biological process (GO): protein phosphorylation
Molecular function (GO): MAP kinase activity; ATP binding
Source: RefSeq, a predicted model, not a curated record
GUCAGUCCAGCACUCGAACCCAGGUUUAAGUGAGGUCAGGGUUGCUGCUGGGAGUCCUGAAGAGAGAGGGAGAGAGCAAGAGGUGGGUACUCAAUCAUCCAUGGUGCAGUGUGAGAGUGUGUGUGAAGCCGCUCGGGUCUAGUAGAUGUAUCUGAAUCGGGGUGAUCCCUCCUCUCCUCCCUCUCUCAGAUCACUCCUCUGAAGCGCGGACAGUCGCCCACAGUAACCGGCUCUAUAGCAGCCGCCUCGGGCUUAUCUCAUUCCGGCGAUCGCCCCCGGUGCCGACCCGUACCCUCUCUCCCCCCCUAUCAUCUGAAUCACACAUACAAGAGAGAGAGGGAGAGAGAUGCGGUCGUGUUUCACUUUCUUUGCUUCCAAGGACCCGUAUCUCCCACAUCUUUUUUCUCUCUCCCGGAUCUUUGUCUCUGGACGGCGAGCUGCGGCUGCUGACCACAGACUGAUGCUGAAAUCCCCACAUUCAUGAGAAGGCUAAAGGAAGCAGAUUACUGAGGGAUUAAACGCAUGCACACGUAUGCACAUGCACAGGCAGGGAGUACCACACUUCCAGGAUUUGACUGCUGUCCAACUGUGGAUUCACUCACGCUGAAUGAACUUGUCUGACUGACUGAUUGACUGACUCUCUGUGGUAUCAUGGAAGAAGAGGAGGAGCCGACAGAGUCUCACUGAAUGUAACUCACAUAAACCCACCUCCUUUCCUCCUGCUUCACUAUCCAAAGCUUUGACUGGUCUAUGAGGAUUACGGACUUAUAACGAACACAGCGGAGCAUGCAGAAAGAGAGGAGCGCGGAGCUGACCGUCCGCCUGCUGCUGCUGUCCCAUGAUGCAUCUACACAUGUUGUGUUCAGGAGAACAUGAACAACAGUUGGGUGAUUUGAUCUGAAUCUACCCACACAGUACCAGAAGAGGAGGUGAAGAUGAUGCACAAAGACAUUUCUACUUUUAUAACCUGCUGAAUGUGGUUUUUAUCUACAUUGGAACGGACAUCUAAGAUGCACCAGCCACCUGGAGAAAGAUUAGGCCUCUAGUUAAGGUUCUUGACUCACCAGCAAGAUGUAACAUUAUGUGCAUUAGACAAUAUCAAAGCACCUUUAAUCUAUCCUGAGGUACCUGGAAUCUCUCUCAUCUGUCCUUAACACUUCCAAACCGAGCUAUCAUGGCCAGACAAGACACUCCUCUCUUCCUCCAUGGCUUCGAUCUGGGCGGCCACUUUGCUGACCUCCGGCCUCUUGGUGCGGGUGUUACAGGCCUAGUCCUGUCAGCUGUGGACCAGCGCACAGGACAGCGAGUGGCAAUUAAAAAGCUGGUGAUGCGUGACACUGUGACUGUGAAACACGCUCUGCGGGAGGUCAAGAUAACACGACGGCUGCAUCAUGAAAACGUGGUGAGGGUUCAUGAGGUUUUGGCACCGUACGGACGACCGCUGCCCAGAGACCCGACCCAGCUGAGUGCCCUAUACAUCGUCCAGGAGUGCAUGGAGACCGAUCUGGCUCGGCUGCUGGAACAAGGACCACUACACACAGGUCAUGCUACUCUGCUGUUCUACCAGCUGCUGAGGGGACUAAAGUUCAUCCACUCUGCUAACGUCCUGCACAGAGAUCUGAAGCCUGCCAACAUAUUCAUCAACACGGACCAACUGCUGCUCAAGAUUGGAGACUUCGGGCUGGCUAGGAUAGUAGACCCUCACUAUUCUCAUAAGGGCUAUCUGUCAGAGGGUCUGGUAACUAAGUGGUAUUGUUCCCCACGUCUGCUCCUGUCCCCCAACAACUAUACCAAGGCCAUAGACAUGUGGGCCGCUGGCUGUAUACUGGCUGAGAUGCUCACUGGACGCAUGCUGUUUGCAGGAGCUCAUGAGCUGGAGCAGAUGCAGCUGAUUCUCAACACGGUGCCAGUGCUGAGAGAGGAGGACAGGCAGGACCUGCUACAGGUGAUGCCUUCAUAUGUCAGUCAUGGAUGGAGAGUCAAGAAACCGUUCUCUGAAUUGCUGCCUGAAAUGGAUUCUCAGGCUGUGGACUUCCUUGAGCGUAUCUUGACCUUUAACCCCAUGGAUCGGCUGACAGCUGAAGCAGCGCUGUCCCAUCCUUUCCUCCAGCAGUACUCCUGUCCAGAGGAUGAACCCACCUCGUUGCAUCCGUUCCGCAUCGAGGACGAACUAGAGGACAGCCUGAUCACCGAGCAGAGCCUCAGCAACAGCAACAGUCAAGCCUCCAGCAUCCACUGGGAGAGGUACGAGAACAGUAUAUCAACAGAUGUGUCCUGGCAGCAGUCAGCUGGGAUGUGUCGCUGCAUGCCAUCAGGCUACAAUACCUCUGAUCUGGAAGACGCUACAGAGGACGAGGAGGUGCAGAGAGACCCCCGAGCCAGUUCCACCUCACUGUUAGAGGAGGCCCAGGUCGACCCACGAAAAUAUUCCCACAGUAGCUCAGCUGAACGUUUCCUGGAAAACUCCCCUUCCUCUCUGGAACGGGUCUGUGGUUUGGCGUAUGGCGAACUGGACUGUGGCCGCUCCUGUGACUACAAAGUAGGCUCUCCUUCAUAUCUGGAUAAAAUUGCCUGGAGAGAGGGCAAGCCUCAACACUACUCAGAGCCUAAGCUGAUCCUGGAUUUGUCUCAUUGGAAGCGUAACACUAACAGCAUCCCUGUGCCUGCUGAGCCCAUUGGAGGCAGCGUGGAGGACCUGGAAGAGACAAAAGAGGAGGAAGCAGAACCAGAGGAGACAGGGGAUUUAUUCCAAGAGAUCUCCCGCUGGGUGGAGAGUACCCAGUCUCGUCUGCACUCGCCCAGUCCCAGUCCCAGUCCUUCUUUGGAGCCACGCUCACCCUCCCGCUACACCUCAUCUCCCCCUCUCCCUCUCUCUCCAACUGACCUCCCAACUCCAGUCUUCCACUACACAAAAGUUUUGCAGCAACCAUCAGCUGAAUAUGAAGAAGACAGACUAAGCCCACUCCCACCUGUCACUUCAUCCUCUAAUUCCCUUCCCUCACUUAAUCCCUCAUCUCCCACCUCUAUGCUUUUCCCUCAGUCUCCCCCCAUAUCACCUCUUUUUCCUCCCCAAGAAUCUCAGCCUCUUUCCUCUACUUCCUCCAUUUCCCAGCCAGUAAACGAGAACUCCUUGCAGUCACUUCCUGUUAAGCAAAAAGAGCGGCUGUUUGAUCUGGACGUGUUCAUAUCCCGAGCACUGAAACUGUGCAGGCAGAAUAAGGAGAAAGCUGACGUGAAGAAAGGGAAAGAGGGAGGGUGGAAGGAAGAAAGCAAGCAGCCGAACGUCAACCGAAAGGUGCCCAGGCUUCCAGAGCACAGGACUCCUCCACCACAGACUCCAAACUCAUGAUGCUGAAUUUCAACGUCAGGUCCACCGCAGUACAGCAUCAUAUUGGGAUAGCACUUCCAAAUGCUCAUUGUGCUUUAAAUAGUGAGGGUUGCUCAUGGUUGAAUAUGCUGCUUAAACAUUAGACCUUAGUGUUAGCAGCAGUUGUCUUUUUGUUACUAUCGCAAUGACAUGCUACACGCUGUGACUAAAAACCCUCACUUAAACAAGCAAUCCUUGCAGCUUUGUCAAAAGGUGCUCUCAGGCAAUAAGAGGUCAGAAAGCAUUUGGGUUUAAACAUAUACAAGCAUACUUAGCAUUGCAGAUAUUGAGGAUUGUUCUACAUGAGAAUACUCAGCUGGUUGAUGGCCGCGGUAUCCCGUGGUUUGCUAUCAUUUGUCAAGUUAAAAAUGAGGCAAACUUUGACUUGAUCUGUUAACCUGUAAACAAGAGAUACCCAGGCUGUAACCUGCUGGAGAGGGAUUUCUUGGUUUGUUUUAGGUUUGUGUCUCUAUACAAGAUCUCUUGCUCUGCGUCAGUCAGUCAGUAAUUUCUCAACAGUCUUCCAAAGGUGAUGUUCACCGAAUAAUGAAAGUGACACAGGAAAUGUUUCAGUAUCCCUGAAUGUAUUAACUGAAAAAUAAUCAGUCAAAUUAUGCUACAUGGUGAACCAUAACAAUUUUAUUUGUUGCUGUUUUAGCACAGUGACAUACUGAGCUCACUAGCGUCACUGCUACAUGCCUUGUAAACUUGUAUAAAACUCUUGUCAUAUUUAAUUCUUUAGUAUAUUUCUCAAGACUGUUGUUGAUGAUAUUCUUGUGUCCGAAUUAUUCUUGUAUUCUUUGUUGAAUGCUAGAGCACAAUUUUAUGUUACUUUAGAGUGAGUUGUAUUUUCUUGAAACGUGGAAUGCUUUAUGGUAGUAAUAAGUGAUUAUUCAACAAACUUUUGCUCUAGUUCAAUCAUAAAAUAGUUUCACAUCCUGUCUGCUUGAUGCACCAAACAAGGUCAUCAUCUGCUGUACCCUUACUGAAAGAUACUAUCCUUUCUGUACUAGACAGCCAGAUAUCUGUCACCCUUUUGGUCACUUAAAUGUUAGCCACAGAAAGCUAUAA